Caenorhabditis briggsae is the source of this 126-nucleotide messenger RNA. The transcript is spliced from 2 exons. Lineage: Eukaryota; Metazoa; Nematoda; Chromadorea; Rhabditida; Rhabditidae. The record is from RefSeq and is a predicted model, not a curated record. The coding region runs from base 1 to 126 and encodes 41 amino acids.
AUGAAAUUAAACUUCGAUUGUUUCAACGGAAACAACCAAGAUGAUUUUUUGGCUUCAUUUAGUAGAUAUGCUGUGUCCAGUAAUAUUUCGAUUAUUGCUGAUUAUCAAGGAUUCGAGGAUCUCUAA